GGAUAGAGCACCAGCCCUGAAGUCAGGAGAACCUGAGUACCAGAGUUCAAAUCUGGCCUCAGACACUUAACACUUCCUGGCUGAGUGAACCUGAGCAAGUCACUAAACCCUGAUUGCCUCAGGGCUGGGGGGGAGGGGAAGGACCAGAAAAGAAACCAAUUGUAAAUGUAGUUAUUAAAAUAUUUUUAAAAAAACAGGAACGCACAACUAAUGUGGCCAAAAUCAGAAGGGAAAGUAGAAAACUGGGAAAACAUUUAAUAGUAAAUUUCUCUAUUAAAGGGCUCAUUUCUCAAACUGAGCCAAGUUGAUUUAAAAAAAAAAAAAAAGCCGUUCCUUAAUUGUAAAUAAUUAAAAAGAUGUGAACAGGUAGUUUUCUGGCAAAGAAACAAAGCUAUCAAUGUAGUCAUGAAAAAAUGCUCCAAAUCAUUAAUAAUUAAGAGAAACAAAACUAUGAGGUACCAUCUCACACUUAUUAGAUUAUCAGGUAAUAUGAUUGAAAAGGAAAAUGACAUGCUAGAGGAAAUGGAAAAACUCUAUCUAUGGAUAGAGUAUUGGGUCUUCCAUCAAGAAGACCGGACCCAGUUCAAAAUCUGGCUUCAGAUAACUUUGUAGCUUGUGACCCUGGACAAGGAUCACAAACUUAACUUGUUUCCCUCAUUUCCUUAUCUGUUAAGUGAGCCAAUGAAGUAAAAGACAAACCAUUCCGGUUUCUUUGCCAAGAAAAGCCCAAAGAAAGAGAGUCAUAAAGUGUCAGACACAACUGAGCAAGAACAAGAACUACUGGGGACUGUGGAUCAUAACCAAACAGCCUGUCCAACUGCCAUACCUCCAAAACCAGCGGUAGCUCUGUAUCCCAUAGAGCUCAAAGAAUAAGGGAGGGGACCUAAACAUCCAAAACAUAGCUCUUGUGAGAGCAGAGUUGGAAAUUGAAGAGAUGUCCUUGCAUCGGGGAAUGGCUAAACAAGUUGUGUUAGACUGAAUUACCAUUGUCCUCUGAGAAAUGGAGGAGGAUGCUUUGAGGAACAUGUGGAAGGUCUGUGACCUGAUGCAGAGCGGCCUGAGACAACGAGCCACACCUCCAGAGAAGGGAUGCAGAUUGAAGCGAACCUUUUUACUUUUUUUCUUGCUUUUUUUGGGCGGUGGGAGAGGUAACGGCUAAUGUGGAAAGAUGUUUUUCGUGACUCCAUGUAUAUAAUCGAUAGCAUGUUGCUAUCCUUUCCAAAGGGUCGGGGAGCCGGAGAGGGGAGAAUUUGUAACUUAAAGGAAAAUGUUGAUAAUAACCAGCUGAAAAAUAGAGCACAUGUGCACCGAUGCCAGGUUUAAGAACCCUAGGGAAGGUUAGACCUCCAAGGUCUCCGCCCAGCCCUCAGCACUCAAGUGUUCCCAGUCAAGAAGCUCGGAAAGGGGAGAGAACUACACUUCCCAGGGUCCUCGGCGGCGGAAGCGGAAGCGGCGCGCCCGGCCGGUCUAAGUUCUCAUGGCCAUGGGGCGCCCGUGGGAGAAGCUGCUAAACCUGGCGCUGGGCUGCGGCGGUGCCGCGCCUCCCCUCGAAGGCCCCGUGCUUCGCCGCCCGUGGACCCGCGCAGUGCGGCGCUGGCUGCUGCGGCCGCCGGAGCCCCCGUAUAAACACGUGUGCCAGGUGGGCGAGCCGGCGCUGCGGGCAGUGGCGGCGCCCGUGGAUCCGGCGCAGCUGGCGGGGCCCGAGGCGCAGGCGCUGAUUGCGCGCCUGGUGCGUGUGAUGCGCGCGCGGGGCGCCGUGGGGCUAAGCGCGCCGCAGCUCGGGGUGCCGCUGCAGGUGCUCGCCCUCGAGUUCCCCGAGAGCCUGCUCCUCAGCUAUCCCCCGGCCGUGCGCCAGGCCCGCCGCAUGGCCACCAGUCCUCUGCGCGUGUUCGUCAACCCGCAAGUGCGCGUGCUCGACUCCCGCCUCGUCUCCUUUCCCGAGGGCUGCCUCAGCGUGGCGGGCUUCGUGGCGUGCGUGCCGCGCUGCCAGGCGGUGCAGAUCGAAGGGUUGAAUGAAAAUGGAGAAUCUGUGGUAUGGCAGACAAGCGGAUGGCUUGCCCGGAUUAUACAGCAUGAGAUGGACCACUUGCAAGGCUGUCUCUUCAUUGACAAAAUGGACAGCAAGACUUUUACAAAUGUACGGUGGAUGGAAGUAAAUGAUUGAAGUCCUUAUCUCCAUCGCAGAUUCGGAAAAGGCAUCUUCCAGUAACUAUACCUUUAGGCCAGCCGGGUUUGAAGUACAUCAUGUGUGUGGCCUACGUUCUGCUGAUCACAAUGGUUGGUAAUUUAUGUGCUGAUUCAAGAAAUACUUCUAAUGAAAUUAGUGCUAUGGGCAAAAUAUUUGACCUCCAUUUUGAAAAGCAAUAAUUAUUGCUUGGAUUUAGCUAAUAAAAAGGGCGACAUGUAGUGAAUAAAAGGCUUCCCUUGGGUUAGGAAAAUCUGGAUGUGAAUCUUGGCUUUGAGAAUAUAGCAGCUGCUUGACCAUGGACAAGUCACAUAAAUGCAUGAGCCCUCUAAACUGAGACACGGACAUGUUGCCCAUAGCCUUUGGGAAGGGAUUUUAGACACUAGGAGCUCCACAAACACGAAAUUAUAAUUCCAAAUAAGAAUAAAAAUAAACUUAUUGAGUGGAUAACACAA
Antechinus flavipes (yellow-footed antechinus) is the source of this 2640-nucleotide messenger RNA. RefSeq names its product component of oligomeric golgi complex 8 (gene COG8). Gene Ontology annotation, cellular component: COG complex; mitochondrion. The transcript is spliced from 2 exons. Gene Ontology annotation, molecular function: peptide deformylase activity. Bases 1478 to 2164 code for a protein of 228 amino acids. The record is from RefSeq and is a predicted model, not a curated record. Lineage: Eukaryota; Metazoa; Chordata; Mammalia; Dasyuromorphia; Dasyuridae. Gene Ontology annotation, biological process: peptidyl-methionine modification; intra-Golgi vesicle-mediated transport; N-terminal protein amino acid modification.